Molecule: messenger RNA, 1324 nt
Organism: Tympanuchus pallidicinctus (lesser prairie-chicken)
Lineage: Eukaryota; Metazoa; Chordata; Aves; Galliformes; Phasianidae
Product: testis-specific serine/threonine-protein kinase 6-like
Exons: 1
Coding region: 236-1069 (277 amino acids)
Biological process (GO): microtubule cytoskeleton organization; intracellular signal transduction; protein phosphorylation
Cellular component (GO): cytoplasm
Molecular function (GO): ATP binding; tau-protein kinase activity; protein serine/threonine kinase activity
Source: RefSeq, a predicted model, not a curated record
UGUAUGUGCACAGGCAUGCAGGGGCACUGAAGAGCCAUGGGGACCCACCUCACACUCUUGACAUCACACUUCCCCACAACUCUCUACUCCAUCACAAUGCUGGGUGAGUCCUGACCCCCACUGGGCACCUGUACACAGGAAGGUGAAGAUCAACCAUUGCCACACAUCAUGUAUUAAGACUUGAAGCCCAGGAGCAAAACACGAGCUUUGCUAAAGCCUACUGUAAUCACCCAGCAUGCCAAAAAUCAGUGCGGGUGAGAAGGCGCUCAAUGAGCUGGGCUACAAGCUGGGUCAGACCUUAGGGGAGGGCAGUUUCUCAAAGGUGAAAGCAGCCACCUCUACCAAACACAAAGUCCCCCUGGCCAUUAAGGUGGUGGAUAGGCGACAAGCCCCCCCAGCCUUCGUGUACAAAUUCCUGCCCAGGGAGCUUUCCAUUCUACGCAGGAUCCGUCACCCCAACAUCGUGCACAUCUUUGAGCUCAUCGAGGUGUGCGACGGGAAGCUCUACAUCGUGAUGGAGGCGGCAGCCACCGACCUUCUGCAGCUGGUGCAGAAAAUGGGCAAGAUGCCCUGUGUCCCUGAAGCCCGGGACAUCUUCGCACAGAUUGUGGGGGCUGUGCGCUACCUGCACGAUCGCAAUCUGGUGCACAGGGACCUGAAGUGUGAGAACGUGCUGCUGACUGCCGACAGCCGCCGGGCCAAACUCACCGACUUUGGCUUCAGCAAGGAGGUCAACGUCUACCCGGACCUGUGCACCACGUUCUGCGGCUCAGCAGCCUAUGCUUCCCCGGAGGUGCUGAUGGGCGUCCCGUACGAUGGCAAGAAAUCCGACAUGUGGAGCCUGGGGGUGAUGUUUUUUGUCAUGGUGACCGGCCGCAUGCCCUUCAACGACUCCAACGUCCGCAGCCUACCCCAGCAGCAGAAGAAGGGGGUCCUGUACCCAGAGGGAACACCCCCAUUGCCAGGGCACUGCCAGGCCCUCAUCUCCCAGCUACUGAACUUCAAUGCGGAGCGCCGGCCUGGCGCGGGGCAGGUGGCCAAGAACUGCUGGCUGAAAGGAGACAUCUGAGGGACAAUCCUUGCCGGAGGCCCCAGCGUGGCAGUCACAUUUUAGCACAAUAAACACUGUAGAAGAAAAGCACAUUAGCAGUUUCUCGAUCGUUUUGGGUGGCAGAAUGUGAGUGGAAUUGAACUUAAACUGCUGGCGAGACACUGCGGUGGUCAAUAACGUGGUCAGAGAAGGUAGUUAAACCCCUCCACAAAGGAGAUAAAUGUGCCUGCUGUGGGGUUGGCUUUAAGCCCUGGUGACUGUUGAGUGAAGGGU